Engraulis encrasicolus (European anchovy) is the source of this 8014-nucleotide messenger RNA. RefSeq names its product helicase with zinc finger 2b (gene helz2b). The record is from RefSeq and is a predicted model, not a curated record. The coding region runs from base 1 to 7062 and encodes 2353 amino acids. The transcript has 19 exons. Lineage: Eukaryota; Metazoa; Chordata; Actinopteri; Clupeiformes; Engraulidae. Gene Ontology annotation, molecular function: RNA nuclease activity; RNA binding; ATP hydrolysis activity.
AUGAGGCGUGAAAGAAAGAUCCAAGGAUCUGUGGCAAAUAAGGGAUCUUACCAAGACCGUCUACUGAAGGAGUACAGAGAGAGCAGUAACCAAACGGUUGAGAUUAUGGCUGAGAACGUUGAUGACGUUGAACUCACACAUGAUGAAGACCUGUACAUGGAAUGCCUGGAAGUGGGCACCCAGAUUAAAUGGAGUUUCCAGAUCAAAACAGAGAGAUUACUCUCGCAUGUAGCCCUGCUUAAGAACGACAAGAGAGGCGUUUUCAGCCUGGGUCUCAGCACCCAAGGCAAGGUCUGCACAUAUGCAGAAGGAAAGUCUUUCGCUAAGUCCAGCCUGUGUUACGAAGUCAACGUCACCUUUAUGUGCACAUCCUGCCAUAUUGGUCUGUGUGAGCAGUGGCUGGUGUUCGACUUUGGUAUGAGACCAGUGCUUUUGAAGAAGAUCAAGGUGAGGGUGGGAGCAGCUAUGCCUCUUCUGAAAACAGAGGAGGGGGUGGAAACUAUAGCACCUGCUCUGGAGCGUUGGCACAAAGGAAACCGAACAAUCAUUCCCCACCCUCGAGUGAAUAGGGCAGAAGAACUUCUGGAAAAGUAUAGGCUUCCUGAAACAAGGGUCGAUACCAGCGGUACAGUGGAAAGCCUUGCCAUGAUCCGUCCUUAUGAGUACAGGGACAAAAUGCAUGGAUUUCUUUACACGGAGGAACGUGUUGAGACGGAUAUAAUUAGAAGGCUUGAUUUCCGUGGAUUCAUUACAGUCUCGGCUUGUUCAGCAGCCCCUGGAGACUUUAUUGGCUCAUUGCCUUUCUCCCAUGCUGCAACCCAAGGUACCCCAGAGGGUGUCCUGCUAAAACGAGAGGUGGAGACCGUUCUUGUAGGUUUGGUUUCUCCUGAAGAUCAAAAACCUGAGAAGAAAAAGAUUUAUGAAGCGCUUAUCGUUGAAGAGUUCGGUAGUGAGGCUGAGAUCCACCUGAAACUGUCAAGAGAAUGCGGUUCAGUCCUGGGUUUGCGAAAGGGUCAGACACAUGAAGUGGAGGUGCAGUUUCAGUUGAACCGCCUGAGUUUCCUUGAGAUGCACAAGGCUAUUGAUCUCCUUCCACACCUUAAUAAUGUCCUACCUGAUUUCACCAAGUGCUGCCUUCCUUCACAUUUCACAAAGUACCCACACCUCAACGGAAAACAGCAAGCUGCCAUGGAGUUCAUGCUCGGUGACACAGACGGCCAACAUGGUGUGGCGCCAUUGCUGAUAUAUGGUCCCUUUGGAACGGGAAAAACGUUCACGCUAGCCUCGGCUGCAAAAGAGGUUGUCUGCCAGAAAGGUGGCCGUGUUCUCAUCUGCACUCAUACAAACAGCUCUGCAGACAUAUAUGUCAGCCGUCACUUCCAUCAAUUCGUCCAAAAUGGAUGUCAUGACGCUAGACCACUAAGAAUCAAGAAAAGCUCAGGCCUUAACGCCACAGAUAGUAUAACCCUGAAGUACUGCCUUGUAUCUCAAGAUGGGCAGUUCAUCAUGUUGCCAAGAAGAUCUGACUUGGAUUCGCACCGUAUACUGAUUACGACAACAUUGUGGGCAAAGAAACUCUGUAGCAUGAACCUCCCCAAAGACUACUUCAGCCACAUCCUGAUAGACGAGGCGUCCCAGAUGCUGGAGUGCGAGGCGCUGGUUGCCCUUGGAUUGGCAGGUCCUGCCACGAGAGUAGUCUUAGCUGGAGAUCACAUGCAGAUGGGACCCAGGCUGUUCUCCGUGAAUGACGACACGCGCUCAGAGCACACACUGCUCAACCGUCUCUUCUACUACUACCAGUCUCAAGAGAAAGAACUAGCUUCAAAGAGCAGAAUAAUCUUCACUGAAAACUACCGCUCCAACGAAGACAUUGUCAAGUUUGUCUCGACUCACUUCUACACUGGCAAGAGCGUAGCCAUCAGGGCUUGUGGAGAUGUACCCCCUCACCCGAAACACUAUCCCCUGAGGUUUCACCAUGUGAGGGGGGAAUGCCGACUGCAUGCAAAGAGCCAGUCUUGUUACAAUUGGGAAGAGACAGAGUGUGUCGUUAAGAUUGUGAAGGACCUCUAUGACCAAUGGCCUGUUCAGGAGUGGGGUGUGGAGAAGAAAGAAGCCAUCUGCAUUCUCACCGAGGGUAGGCAGAUUAGAUUCAUAAGAGAUGCCCUGAAGAGCAAACGACUAGAUGGGUUGGUGUUGGUGCAAAGCGUAGCCAAUAUCCAAGGCAAGCAGUUUAGGGUUAUAGUGAUGUCUACAGUCCAGACAACUGAUCAUCUACUGGCGUCCAAAUGUUGUCUGGAGUUCUUCAAUGAUGCCCGUGUCCUGAAUACGGCCAUGACCAGAGCCCAGUCUCAGGUGAUAGUGGUGGGAGACGCUGCAGCUCUCUGCUACUUCGGGAAAUGCUCCAGAACAUGGAGGUGUUAUGUAGAACACUGCAUCCAGAAAGGGAGUGCGCAACCCGAAUAUCUUACCGAAGAGUUCCUGAGAGAAGAGGUGGAAGACCUUUCCAGAUUCCAAAGACCAGAGUAUGACGUUGAUGCGGAAGAACCCCCUCCACCAGUUGCUCAGGAUGAAGUGGAUCCAAUACUACAACAAAUGAUCAAAGAGUAUGCUGAAGACAAUUCUGAUGAAUCAGAUAUAGACAGUGAGAGUGAGGCCACCUAUGCAUCUCCACAAUACUCAAGAAGAUGUGGACAAGGAGGACUGCUCCGGCAGCCAUUUAACACAAGCCACAGUAGAAGAUACAGAGAGCCCUCUGACCACAUGUUAAGUCAAGCCAGUAACAGCAGUCUUGUGGGUCAGUCCUUUGUGUGCUUUCUUGAGGAUGACUUCCAGUACAAAAUGCAAUACAAGGAGAAGAAAUUUAUUCAGAAAACAAUGGUGCCCCUUAGGAAUGGAGUGAAGAUCAGAGUGCUACUGCGGAAGCCUGGCAACUGGUUACCCAUUCACCAGCCUGACGGUGAAGACACUGUGCAUAUAAAUGAGCAGAUGAAGCGAAAGCAUGUCUUUGUUGUGGAAGUGAUUUGCUGGAAAGAUAACUGCCCGUUCCCUCUCGGGAAAGUAAUAGAUGUUCUGCCCGUUGGGGCCUCAGUGGAGGAGGAUGAGAAGGUUUUGGAUGCAAUGUUCAAACCAUAUCAGCUUCCACCUAAUCUAGUUCCACAUCCUGCAGUGGUUGUUGGCAAGGCCAUAGUGGACCAUAGGCAUGUGAAAACAUUCACCAUCGACCCACCAAAUGCAAAACGACUGGAUGAUGCAAUAAGCAUCAAAGACGUAGACUUGCAUUAUGAGGUUGGAGUUCACAUUGCUGAUGUUGUCUGCACUUUGGAAAAUGAUGAUGCUCUUUACAGACACGAGACAGAAGAAGAUAAGAGGAGCCUUUCCCCUGGUAAAGUCCGUAAUGUAAUUUCAUUAAUCACUACUGUGGAUAAAAAAUCAGGUCAGAUCACAAACAAAACGUGGCAAUUGUCAAGGAUUAAGUCGAAUAGGAAAUUAGAUUAUGAACAAGCAGAGAAUAUUCUCAGGCAGACAUCAAAUAAUGAUCUCAGGUUUGAGACAGUGGAUGACUGCAUUGCAGUAGCAUAUCAAUUCUCACAGGCUUGCAGGAAAGAGAGGUUGACGUCUAGGUGGGCAUAUUCCAAGCAAAGGGAUCAUCAGUCUGCAGGGAAAAGAAGAUCUUACCUCAUGGUGGAGGAGCUGAACAUUAUGUUUAACCACGAAAUGUCCAAAUAUUUGCUUCAGAGCACUGAGAGCACUGAAAGCACUCCCCUCCGGUGCCAGAAAUCUCCAGAGGAAGAGAAGCUGCAAAAAGUCAAGAGUCGACACGAAAGAUCAGGUUUCAUGCAAAUGUCCGCAAACUUACACAGCCAAUUCUACCCCAAACUGAAUGGGCUCCAACCUUACAAGUUUCCUCACACUAAUGAAGGGCUUUCCAAACCCUUUAAGGUGCUAAAAUCUGUCUGGAGUAAUAUCCAGCAGGCUGCCAGAAACAAAGAGUAUGACAGAAUGGCUGACCUCAUUGGAACAGAUGACCUGUACCCACAACUUCUGCCCACACUCGAACAACUCAGAGAUGCUCAGUCAAAAGCGUACAUAAUUCGGUCAAACUCCUGUGGUGAUGCUGAAGUUGGACAUUAUUCCCUAGCGGUUGGAUCUUACACAUGGGCAUCCUCACCGCUUAGGCGCGAAAUGGACAAGGUCUUGCAGGGGCUGUUUCAUUCAGUAUACAGUAAGGAGUGCAUCCAGUAUUCCACAAAGGACAUUGAUGAACUUUGUAAGCCAUUUGAAAGAGAUACCCAAGACACAGAGGAGCGACACAAGCUGCAGGAAAGCCUGAAACUCUCCAGAAGUCUUACAAAGAACAUCAUGUCCAAGCUGGCAUGUGUCGUAUUUGUGCAUGAAAAUGAAGAUCGCCUCAAAGUGUCUUUCCCAUUCAACAAGGGCUCGCUACCACAGACGUUGCCAUUGCUGUACAGGGACCUGCUAUUGGACGACCACCCUAUGUUUUACAGGGAUGAUGAGCAACAGUUUGUAAAGCUGACCUGGCAAAAACGAGUGUACUUAUACUCUGCUUCAGGGGGACACAAGCAGAAUAAACCUGAGAGGGACGACACUGCAUGCAUUGAGGUACAACAGGAGUUAUGGCACAACAUUGCUGUGGCAGUUCAAUGUCAAGAUUUCAUUGAAGCUGCUAAACUAAUUGAAGUGAUUUCAGAAUCAGAAUGUGGAAGUCAGACAGUUGAUGCUGGUGGAGGAUGCGAGUAUGUGACCGAGUACUGUCGUUCUUUGAGCCAAGGUGACAUACUGAAGUUACAACUGAGAGCUGAACGUGAUAGGAUGUGUUUGGAAGGUCCGAAGGUCCAGCUCUUGUACGUCAGUUGUGAUUUCGUAGUAUGUGUAGAACAUGCUCAUCAGCCGGUAGAAUGUUUCACCAAGCUGGCUGAGUAUCGCACCAAGGAUUACUACAAGGACAUCAAUGAGUAUGUAAAGGUCUGGAAACCCCUGUGCCGCAUGGUAUCAGCCACCACUGCUGUUCGGGACAGUGAAAGCAUAACCAUUGAUGACGUGCCAAUUACAUGGAGACUGAGAGAUGACCUUUUGGAGGGGAACUUCUCUCUUCGCAAAGACUUCAUUAAACAAUGGAAAAUUGAGUGCAACUUGGCUCAGUGUUAUCUGUGCAUCAAGAAAAUGAAUCUGAAGAGGGAAGAGAAACAAUCAGACGAAAUGGGUGAUCCUCAAACCUUCACAUGGGUAGCACAUGGAGUGGUGAAAGGCUUUGAGGAAACUGAGAGAAAAUCUAUGAAGGAGGUGAAAUUCCACAUCAACCACAGAUCAAUGAGCAUUGUUCCUGGUGGCAUAUGCAACAAGGCCUCAUGCUUCUCAGUUGAAAUCAUACCCAAGCUUCCUCCUGAUAUACGAACAGAAAAUGCAGUUAACAACAUUGUGAAGGCAAAUGACCUUGUCCAGAAUAUCGCACUGGGAUGGGGGCUGAAAAAUGACAAUGUCGUAUGCAUACCAAAGAAGACAAUCAUGACACUUGAGAAACCGCGUCAACUUCCACCGCUGAAUGAAAGUCAAUACGAUGCUGUCGCUCAUGCCAUCAACAGCAGUUUCACGAUAAUACAAGGUCCACCAGGUACAGGGAAGACUGUUGUUGGGGCCUACAUUGCCUAUUGGUUCCAGAAGCUGUUGGAGACAGCUGUGGAGCACAGUGACAAGAAAGAAGUAGUUAUGUACUGCGGCCCUUCCCACAAGUCCGUUGAUGUAGUUGCUGAGUACCUCCUGAAGUUUGAAGAAAACCUGAAACCGUUGAGGGUGUACAGCCGGCAGACGGAGAUGCAGGAAUACCCUUACCCAGGAAGCUCCCUACAGCUGUCGCGCAAAUCACGCCAAGAGAAGUCGAGACCACAGCUCAGGAGUAUCACCCUUCAUCAUCGCAUUCGUGAGAGUGGAAACCCUCACUCAGAAGACAUAAAGGCCUUUGAUGAGAGAAUUAAAAAUGGUGAAAUAUCUGAAGAUGAUGAAAAAGAAAUAGAAAAGUACAAGGAGAAGUUGAAUGAAGCUCGUGCUUAUGAGCUGAAGAGCCAUGACAUCAUCCUGUGCACGUGCACAGCGGCCUCGUCUGCCAACCUCACCAAGGCCCUCAGCCCCUCCUUCAUCCUCAUCGAUGAGUGCGCCAUGGCAACUGAGCCUCAAGCCCUCAUUCCACUGGUCAGCUAUGAUCCCAAGAAGAUUGUGUUGCUGGGUGACCACAAGCAGUUGCGGCCCAUCGUGGCCAAUCGGAAGGCCAACAUGAUGGGCAUGUCCCGGUCCAUGUUUGAGCGCUGCAUAUCCACCUAUAAGAAGGCCGCAUGCAGACUCAACGUCCAGUACAGAAUGCAUGAAGACAUAUGUGAGUUUCCAUCAACUGCUUACUAUGGGGGCACACUGCAGACGAUGGUGGAGUGCGGGCCGAGUGCCCUGUGUAUCAGGAGACACGGCAUGAUUCAGCCCACACGCAUUGUGUUUGUGGACAUAGAGGGCACAGAGUCCAGACAGUUCAUCUCCACGGAGAAAGGAAAUGAAAGAUCGGUGGCAAAUGAAGAAGAGUGCAUCAAGGCCACAAAGAUUGCUGAGGAGCUGGUUAAAAUAGGAAAAAUACGGCAAGAGGACAUCGCCAUACUGUCACCUUACAAUGCCCAAGUGGCCAACAUUAAAGCUCAACUAAUGCAGCUUGGGCUUCUGAAAAUUACAGUCAACACCAUCACAAAAAGCCAAGGCAGCGAGUGGCGCUAUGUGAUCCUGUCCGUGGUGCGCUCCUGCCCCGAAGAGGACAUCCCGAAGAGUCCGCCCAGGGAGUGGAACUCAGUGCACAUCGGCUUUGUAGGGGACGCCAACCAGAUCAACGUUGCCAUCACCAGGGCACAGGAUGGCCUUUGCAUUCUGGGUAACCGGAAACUACUGUGCUGCAGCAGAGCCUGGAAACAACUUCUACAGUUUUACACAAAGAAGAAUUGUCUGGUGAAUGAGGAUGAUGUCUGUGUGCGUAAAGUGUCAAGAGCAACGUGGUGUAUGUACUAUACACAGUAAAACAUGUACUCUGGGACCAGAUACACCCUAGAAGAUGUUAAAUUGACACUGUAAGUGUUGAAUUAACACCAUAUAUCUUUUUUUAAAACUGUCUUUUUUUCACAGUGCAUUUUUCUUUUGACAUGUCAUAUGUUGAGGUCCAGUGUGUAACAUUUUUAGGUUUUCAUUAUCAAAUUUUGUGUCGCUCAUUCACAAACGAGUACUCUCGAAUAUCUAUCACCACUAUAGAUUUGAAAUGUUCCUGUUGGCUCUACAUUUUUUUAUCUGUGUCCAUGUUCAUUUAUCUUUUUGAACUCCUUUGCACCUAACCAGGGAAAUAUACACACAUUCUUGUUUUUUGUUUGCGAUAAACUCAUAAUGACAAUGGGUGUCAUCAUAUUGUCACUUGUCAGCCCUAAAAUUUUGAAGAAGGGAAGAGGAGACACAUUUAAGGGUUUGGCUUAUUGUCAAGUUAUUUGGUUCUUCUACUCGUACUUUAUAAAUGCAUGUAGUAAGAAUCAAUGACUCAUUCUACCCAUUGGUCAGGAGUAGCAGUAGGACCCUACCGUGGCGCUAACAGUAGGCCACUUGCCUACAAUGCAGCUGACCCGGUUUCGAUUCCCGGUCUGGGUCCUCUGCGAAUCUUCUCCAUCUCUUUCCCAGCUCACUUCCUGUCUCUCCUCCACUGUCCAGGGCUGCGUUUCCCAACUCUGAAGUAGUACUUAAAGGGACACUGUGCAGGAAAUGGUCAAAAAAGGUACUGCAACUGUGCUGCUCAUUGAAACUGUGUUGUCUAUUGCCAAAUUUGAUCUUUACAUGAAAGUUUACUAAGUAGGCCUAAUAAACAAAUAUUUUCUAGUAUGGUCCAAGUAGGGUCAUUUUUGCAGCUAAAAAUGGCUAUUUUUGGAAAUUCAAAAUGGCGGACCAUGUAGAAGCCCUUUUCAUGUAUGAAAAGUGCAAUUUUCCCAGUCAU